Linnemannia hyalina is the source of this 1695-nucleotide messenger RNA. NCBI's taxonomy places the organism in Eukaryota, Fungi, Mortierellomycota, Mortierellomycetes, Mortierellales, Mortierellaceae. The record is from the annotation of a GenBank genome assembly.
AUGAGUUCAGGAGACGAGCAGGAGAUGUCAGGAACAGAGAGCAGCUGGGACGAGUCCAUGGAGAUGGCUCUCUUCUACGCCGCCAUCAAAUUCAAACCCGUCGGCAUGCAUAAGCACUUCCGGAUGGUGAAUCUUCACAAGCACUUCAACAAACAUUCACCGACACCUUGUACGAUCGCAGAGCUGUGGGAGAAACUUGGGACUAUGUAUGAUCUCCAGACCCUGGACGAACGGGAGGACUCAGGAAUGUUCGCGGACGAGGACGAGGACGAAGAAGAAGACAGUGACGAGGAAGAAGAAAAGGAUUUCAGUUUCAAGAACAGCGAGGAGUUUGUAUUGCCACUGCACGAUUAUGACCAUCUGGUCACCGAGGUCGUGGUCAGGGACCCGUCCCCCUCUCCCAUGAGGACCACCCGAGCCCAUCGUGAGGGGUCGCAGACUCCGUCUGUGGCCGAUUCUAGUCGUGCCUCUUCACCCGAGGAAGAUGACAUGCCGAGGAAAAAACGGUCGAGGGCGGCAAAGAAGUCAGAUGUAAAUGAGACGUCGAGUCCACGGACAUCAAGUACGACGACUGCUUCCUCAACAAGGCGUGCAACCCGCGCCAAAGCCGAAUCUGCGCCCGUCACCACUCGCGGUGCGCGCAAAACCGCCAAGAAGACUUUGGGGAGCAAGCCGGCGUUGGUAGAGUUUUAUGCACCUUGGUGCGGAUACUGCAAGAACCUCGAGCCCAUCUACGCACAACUCGGAGAAGCAUUCAGCACCAAGAAGGACAAGUUCCUAAUCGCAAAAGCUGACGCCGACUCUGAACGCACUCUCGCCUCCCGCUUUGGGAUCCGAGGCUACCCCACCAUCAAAUGGUUCCCCCAAGGCAUCGACGCCGUCGCCGAAGAAUACACUGGUGGUCGGGACCUUGAGAGUUUGACAGAGUUUGUGACGAAAAAGACGGGGGUGAAGGGAGUGGUGAAGAAGGUUGUGAGUGCUGUGGUGGUUGUGACAGAUCGGGAUUUUGAAGAAAAAGUUUUGAAGAGUGGGAAGAAUGUGUUGGUGGAGUUUUAUGCGCCUUGGUGUGGGUAUUGCAAGAACCUUGCUCCCACUUAUGAGAAGCUGGCGGCCGACUUUGCAAAUGAGAAAGACGUCGUGGUGGCAAAAGUAGACGCAACAGUCGAACAAUCCGUUGCCUCAAAAUACGGCGUAACAAGCUACCCAACCCUCAAAUACUUUCCUUCCAACAGUCCCUCCAGCCCCAUCGAAUACUAUGGCGGCCGGUCCGAAAAAGAACUAGUCUCCUUCCUCAACAAGCACGCCGGCACCGCCCGCGCCUCUGGCGGAAAACUCCUCCGCACUGCCGGACGAAUCCCAGCCCUUGACACCAUCGCCUCCCAAUUCGCACUGUCGUCCUCCCCCGAGGAGAAGAAGACCUUGAUGGAAAUGGGUAAGAAAGCCGCGAAUGAGAGUGGGGACAAGAAUGCGAAGCAUUAUUUGAGGGUGUUUGAGAAGAAGGCUGGGGAGGCGGACGAGUUUAUUGUGGCUGAGAGGAAGUGGUUGGAGAAGAUUAUGGACGAGGGGAAGGUUUCGCCGAUCAAGUUGGAUGAGUUUGCGGUUCGUUAUAAUAUCAUCUCUGCCUUUGCUGCUCCCGCUCCUCCCGUCCAAGCUGCCGCUGAGCAAGUUGACGACCUCGAACGCGACGAGUUGUAA